UAAAAAAGAAAAACACAACAACAACUAAAUUUUCUUAAUACUGUAUACCUUUUAAAGUAGGGUGGCGGGUAAUAAGUGGAAGAGAAAAAUGUUUCUCUCUCUUCCUACGUUGACUGUUCUUAUUCCACUGGUCUCUUUAGCAGGACUGUUUUACUCAGCCUCUGUGGAAGAAAACUUCCCACAGGGCUGCACUAGCACAAGCAGCCUUUGUUUUUACAGUCUGCUCUUGCCGAUUACCAUACCAGUGUAUGUGUUCUUCCACCUUUGGACUUGGAUGGGUAUUAAACUCUUCAGGCAUAAUUAAUGCAA
Messenger RNA from Microcebus murinus (gray mouse lemur), 309 nucleotides. Lineage: Eukaryota; Metazoa; Chordata; Mammalia; Primates; Cheirogaleidae. The record is from RefSeq and is a predicted model, not a curated record.